AUGUCAUCUCGUUCUUUUGAUAACAUGAAUUUUACUGAAUUAGAAUCUUUAAUCGAUACAAAUAAUAGAGAAAGAUUGAAAUUUUAUAUUCGUGAACUUUUUACUCGAGAAAAGAAUCUACAAAAUGAAAAUACUAGAUUGAUUUCAACUUUAAAUAUGAACGAAAAUAAGUUGGAAAAUCAAAACCUUGAGAUUCAUCGUAAAGAAUCUUAUAUUAUCAAACUCCAAACUGACAUUAGUAAAAUGGAACAUAAAUAUCAAACUGAUAUUACCAAAAUAGAACUUAAAUUUCAAGCUGAAACCAAUAUUUUAAAAACGGAAAUUAAUAAAUUUCAAGGAGAUAAUAAUUUAUUAAAAGCAGAAGUAGAAUUAAAAAAUUCUUUGAUUCAAAAAGAAAAAGAUGAUAAUGAUAAUUUGAAAAAAUAUAAUAUUUUUUUAAUGGAUCAAAUUAGAUAUUUGCAAAGUCAUAAUAAUGUUUUAAAUAGAAAUGAAAUAAAAACUGAAAAUAAUUUUGAAACUUAUGAAGGUUCUUCGAAUGAAAUUGAUCAUUUUUUUUUUAUUUUUAAUAAUUAUGAAAAUAAUGGAGAGUAUAAAUCUCCCGAACAUGAUUAA
Scutellospora calospora is the source of this 612-nucleotide messenger RNA. The record is from the annotation of a GenBank genome assembly. Lineage: Eukaryota; Fungi; Glomeromycota; Glomeromycetes; Diversisporales; Gigasporaceae.